Messenger RNA from Thyridium curvatum, 1911 nucleotides. RefSeq lists its product as uncharacterized. Lineage: Eukaryota; Fungi; Ascomycota; Sordariomycetes; Thyridiales; Thyridiaceae. Gene Ontology annotation, cellular component: nucleus. Gene Ontology annotation, biological process: regulation of DNA-templated transcription. The record is from RefSeq and is a predicted model, not a curated record. The coding region runs from base 1 to 1911 and encodes 636 amino acids. Gene Ontology annotation, molecular function: transcription cis-regulatory region binding; DNA-binding transcription factor activity, RNA polymerase II-specific. The transcript has 3 exons.
AUGAACUCCCUACCUCCUUCUCCGCCCUCCCCUCCCGCAACGACCCAGGAACACACUCCUGGCGACUUCUCGACACCUCCGAGUAGUGCCAAGUCGGACAGCUCUGGUGUCUCCCACCAUGCGGCCGAGCACACGACGCCCUCGCUCCCGGCACAAGCUGCCGAGACGGAGCGACACCCCAAGGGCAAGAGGAAGCGAACGACGGCCCAGGACAAACAUAUUCUUGAGACGGCGUACCGGCAGGACAUGAAACCAGACAAGGCCAAGCGUCUAGCGAUCGUGAAGCAAGUCUCUCUUAACGAGAAAGAGGUCCAGAUCUGGUUCCAGAACCGCAGACAGAAUGACAGGCGGAAACAGCGCCCGCUGACCAGCGAGGAAUAUAUGGCCAUCACGUCGGGGAUCAUGCAGGUCGUGUCGUCAGAUCCACCCUCGCACAGCUCACCGAGAGCCGCCGAGGACAUGGGCCUCUCCUCGUCUCAGUCCUUGCCCCAGCCCACGCCAGAAGAAAGAACCACCACUCCGAUGUCCUCACCCGAUCUUGGACCGUGGCUUCCCGGCAAGUCCUGUGGUUAUCCCGCCGAGUCAAGGCCAGCUGCGGCUCAGCCUGCUGACCCAGCCAUCUCCCAAACUCCUUCACCCCACGACCAGGGACCAGGCCGUGCUCUCCAACUGACCCAGUCAUUUCCAAGCUCUGUCGGUUUCAUCUCAAAUCGCUGGAACGCUAGAAGCUCUUUCUCCACCCCUUCUUCCUUUACCCGCGAAGACAAUGACGACUCCGUCAGACUGGACUCCUUCGCCCCAUCCUCAUGUCCGUCCACAACGGCGACUCCUCUACUACCCGGCAUCCAGCACGCCUCAUCGUCACAGAGCCAGUGUCGGCUCAGCCUUUCACUCGACGGCAAGGCAGAGAUCCGCCUGGGCGGCUCCCCCUCGCCCCCGCGUGCUUCCUCAUCCCGUCUUUCAGACUUGGCGCAACUCUUCGGUCCUGGCCCGGACCCAUUUCUGCGCGGCAGCCAGCGACAAGGCCUUCGACGCACUCAGAGUGCGUAUGAGAAUGUCAAAUUACCGCCAAUUCGAUCGCUCACGGACCAUACCCCAAUUAUGACGCCCUCGGUUCCCCGUCUCAGCCGGGGCCGCUCCCGGGAUGUCACCGCGUGGGAACGUGCCUGUGACAAGGAGAAUCACGAAGACGAAUUGUCCAUCCACGCUAAACAUGAGUCUCGAGGUUCGGCUGUCGCGGCUAUCAGCCUGAUACGAUCCACGAGCAACUCUAGCUCGAUCCUGCAGCCGAACAAUUCGAAGCGCAACACGCCGACGUCGAAACCAUCUGCGCGAUCAGGCGUCAAGAAAUCCAAGUUCAGCCGCGCGAACAGCAGCGUCGCGCGCAUGCAGAGCGCCAUCACCCGAGACUCUCCGUCCUUGAAGCCAGUGGAGCUGGAGCCGGGAAGGGAAGAUGGCGACCCCAAGAAGAUCAAGGUAUCGACCCUGCUGGCCGCCUCUGGAAACGAGUCGGACAAGGAAAACUGGAGCCCCGACGAAGACGGCAAUCCUUCCGUGGCAUCGGCCAUCCGUCACGCGGGCCGCCGGCCGCUGCCCUCUGCCGCGCCCCGCAACCCCAGGCGCACGAUGGGCCGUGUCCUGGACGACAAGAAGGGCCCCGCCUUCCUCUCUGGCCGGGCCAGCACAGCGCCGUCGGGCCGGAAAGCCAAGGGGGCCAUUGGCGGCGGCCAGCUGGAGAUCUUCGAGGAUGGCGGCGGUGGCGGCGGGGCCGAGUCGCGCGGCAGCACGGCGACGACGCGCGACCAGGACGUGGAGCGGUUCAUGCGCGGGGAGGAGGUCAGCCCCAGCAAGAAGCCCGACAUUGACUGUAUCGCUGGCCUGCUGUCCCUUAGCCAGGGACGUUGGCGAUGA